Enterobius vermicularis (human pinworm) is the source of this 369-nucleotide messenger RNA. Lineage: Eukaryota; Metazoa; Nematoda; Chromadorea; Rhabditida; Oxyuridae. The record is from the annotation of a GenBank genome assembly.
AUGGAGCAUAUCCAGGUGCUUUUUUUUUUUAAUUUUAUUACAUUAAUCUCGUACAUCAGUCACAGCAACAGUAAUUCCGAUGCUCCUUGUUUGAAUCCAGUAAAGAGCUUCAUUUUAUUGUUAUUCGUGCUGUUAGGUUACGGCUAUGGAUACGGUUACGGUUACGGUGAUUUUGGACUGUACAGCGGUCUUUAUGGCGGUUAUGGUGCUUACGGAUAUGGUCUUGGAUUUCCAGCAUGGGGCGGAGCAUGUUGCGGUGGUUUUUAUGGUGGUUAUGGCGGUUUUCUUGGCAGGAAACGUAGUGUUGACAAAAUGUUGUUGGCUGAGAAAGCAACUGGUCAAAAGGCAGCAGUAUUAUCUACCCAAUGA